CAUAAAACGUGGCGCUGAUCUAAAAAAAAAAUUUAUCACGAGUGUAACAGCUGUUGGUAUUUAAUAAGAAACUCUAAAGAGAGACAACAAUUAUGACGAAGAGUAUGUAGUAAUAUUAUUGUAUAUUUAUAUAUAUUUAACAUUCCCAAUAAAUGUUAUUUUUUAAUUAUUACUUUUCAUAAAAUCUCCAUUUUUUAAUGACUUAAAUGUAUAAAAAUAAAUCAAAAUAAUUAUUAUCCCAAAGGUUAUGUUUUCAAAUAGCUAUUAUCAGUACCGUAUGUUUAUAAUUGAAAGGGGAAAGUAAAUAAUAAAUGGAGUGUACGUGGAUUUUAUAAAAAAAAAUAAAAACAACAAGUGUGAUGUUUAAUUCAUAAUUUAAACAUAAAAAAAUAAUUAAUUUUUAAUUGUAAAUAAUAAUUAAAAGAAAGUUAAUAUGCCAAUAUCGGAUGUCAAAUAUGAAGCCGCAAGAGAUGAGCCAGAACCACUGGAUUGUUAUCUGCAGCAUGCACAGGAGUAUCAAACGACAUCAAAAGUACCGAAAACCUUUUGGAAUAUAUUUGGAAGAUCUUUGAUGUUGAUCGGUACAUAUUUUUUAUUAUCUGUAGGACUAACAUAUUUCCAACAAUGGUUUCUCAAAGACCAUGGUUUUCAUUAUCCAUUAAGUGUAGUAAUGUGUCAUUUACUAGUCAAAUUAUUUCUAGCAGCAUUCAUAAGGAAUGUUAAGUCAUAUAAACGAGGACAACAACAAGCACGCUUAUCGUGGCAAAGUAUCUUAUCAGCGUUAGCACCACCGGGAAUAGCUAGUGGACUUGAUGUUGGCUUUUCCAACUGGGGACUUUCAAUUAUUACCUUAUCUUUGUACACGAUGACUAAGUCCACAAGUAUAAUAUUUAUUCUUGGAUUCUCGUUAGUUUUUAAUCUAGAAAAAAAGUCAUGGUCAUUAGUCGGAGUAGUUAUAAUGAUAUCUGGUGGUUUAUUAAUGUUUACAUACAAAUCAACGCAGUUUGUUGUCACUGGGUUUGUGUUAUGUCUACUGGCAUCCUUUGCCAGUGGUCUACGAUGGACAAUGGCGCAAUUGAUAAUGCAAAAAUCAAAACUGGGUAUCAAUAGUCCUGUUGAUAUGAUGUAUUAUAUGCAGCCAUGGAUGUUAAUUGCUAUAUUUCCCAUAGCUCUCUGGUUUGAAGGUGAGAAAAUGUUCAAUAACGUUCAGAAAAUUGAUUGGAGUCAACCACAGCAAGUAUGGUGGACAACGACUGCUGUAUUUAUUGGUGCCAUUUUAGCUUUUAAUAUGGAAAUAAUGGAAUUUAUGGUAGUUACAUAUACUUCUAGUCUUACUUUAGCUAUUUUGGGUAUAUUGAAGGAAAUAUGCAUACUGGUGAUAGCCUUUGAAUGGAAAGGUGACCAAAUAAGCCGUCUCAAUUUCUUCGGAUUGUUACUGUGCCUUGGAGGUAUUGUGUUACAUGUUACGCAAAAAAUUUUGUCUAACAAAAAGGAGAUACAAGAAAAUCUUGAGUUGCACUCAAAUUCAAUGACAACUGUUGGGUCUGUUGAUGAGGACAUGGAUACAAACAUUCCACUGUUGACUGAGAGAUCAACGUCGCUUACGAAUCUAUUGAACUCGAAUUUUAGUACAGACGAGGACGAUGAUAAAGAUAAAGACGAUAGUUCAGAAGUACUUUUUAACAUUUUGCAACGCCGUGAGCAGUAAAAUUUUCUUACCAUUCCCUAUUUAUUUAAAUAAAAAAAAAUAUACUUUUAUUUUA
Microplitis demolitor is the source of this 1763-nucleotide messenger RNA. RefSeq names its product solute carrier family 35 member C2. Gene Ontology annotation, molecular function: antiporter activity. The transcript has 7 exons. Gene Ontology annotation, cellular component: endoplasmic reticulum-Golgi intermediate compartment; Golgi apparatus; cis-Golgi network. The record is from RefSeq and is a predicted model, not a curated record. Lineage: Eukaryota; Metazoa; Arthropoda; Insecta; Hymenoptera; Braconidae. Gene Ontology annotation, biological process: UDP-glucose transmembrane transport. Bases 434 to 1708 code for a protein of 424 amino acids.